UAACUUAUAAGCAGACCAGGCCAGACCAGACACCAGUGGAGGAAGAGAAUCAAUAUUAAUAAUAAUAUGUCAAAAGAAAAUACAAGGAAAGUUGUCUUAGAGAAGCAAACAAGUCCCAAGGACAGAGAAAGGCCAAGCCAAGGUUUUUUCUUGUCAAAAAACUUCAAGAAAAUCUAUCCAAUUGGCCUUCACAAGAGUGGUUCCACCCUUUCACUUUCUUCACUUUCACUUUCUUUGUCACAAAACUCGAACGAUUCCGAUUCGACAUGCCCUCUGGCCGAAAGAAUCGCAAUGGCACUCAGACGAAUCGCUCUGCCUGAGAAAAGAGAAUUAGUCCCUGCCACCGCAGCCGUCCAGGAGCAGAACCAAACGCAGCUUUGUGAUGAAGAAAACAUGAGGAGGUGCAAUUGGAUCACAAAAAAUAGUGACAAAGUUUAUGUCCAAUUCCAUGAUGAAUGUUGGGGUGUUCCAGUUUAUGAAGACAAUCAAUUAUUUGAGUUGCUUGCAUUAUCUGGUAUGCUGAUGGAUCACAAUUGGACUGAAAUCCUCAAAAGAAAAGAAAUAAUCAGGGUAAGUUUCCAUGGAUUCGAUCCAAACUCCGUGGCAAGGAUCGAAGAGAAAGAUAUAAUCGACAUGGCCUGCGAUAAGACAUUGAUGCUUGCGGAGAGCAGAGUGAGAUGCAUAAUCGACAACGCCAAAUGCAUACUCAAGAUUCAAAGGGAAUUUGGUUCAUUCAGUGGAUACAUAUGGGGUUAUGUGAAUUACAAACCAAUGAUCAACAAAUGUAAACAUCCAAGGAAUGUACCUUUGCGAACUCCAAAGGCUGAAUCUUUGAGCAAAGAUUUGUUGAAAAGAGGAUUCCGGUUGGUUGGACCGGUUAUAGUUUACUCAUUCAUGCAGGCUGCAGGGCUUUCGAUUGAUCAUCUUGUUGACUGUUUCAGGUUUCAUGAAUGUGUUGGUCUUGCAGAGAGACCAUGGAGACAUAUCUGAAAAAGAUCUAAUUCUUAAUAUAGUUUGC
This is a messenger RNA of Impatiens glandulifera, 1018 nucleotides long. Its product is annotated as DNA-3-methyladenine glycosylase 1. The transcript is spliced from 4 exons. The record is from RefSeq and is a predicted model, not a curated record. Bases 67 to 990 code for a protein of 307 amino acids. NCBI's taxonomy places the organism in Eukaryota, Viridiplantae, Streptophyta, Magnoliopsida, Ericales, Balsaminaceae. Gene Ontology annotation, molecular function: DNA-3-methyladenine glycosylase activity. Gene Ontology annotation, biological process: base-excision repair.